Messenger RNA from Megalopta genalis, 1218 nucleotides. RefSeq lists its product as uncharacterized. The record is from RefSeq and is a predicted model, not a curated record. Lineage: Eukaryota; Metazoa; Arthropoda; Insecta; Hymenoptera; Halictidae.
CGGAAGUAUGCAGAUCGCAAAAGACCAUUAUGAACGGUCAUGCGUUUCUCGAGCGCAUGUAUUUACGCCCUCGAACCAUGACGAAAGGUGGGGGAUUGUAUUUGAAGAGGCGACGCGCGAUUUCAUCCCUCAUACGCGAACCUGACUGCUCGUGCGACCAACAACCCCUGGUCAGAGAACGUGAUCGAAUCGGAAGAACUUCGAAACUUUUUGGGAACUAUACCAUCGAGGACUUCGAGCUGUACCGUUUGUGUCAAUUCGGGAGAAGAUUCGACAUGAAGACGAUAGCCUGUGUCGCUUUAUGCCUUGGUCUCGCGUUUCUCGCAGAUGCAACGCGCACGGAGCAAUCACAAAACAAGAUCCAAGAACAGUUGCUAGAUAUGCUGACCACAGACGAGAUGCUCAAGAUCAAGAGACCGUUUUGCAACGCGUUCACUGGCUGCGGAAGGAAGAGGAGCUUCCCGGGAAAUCUGCCAGCCCAGGAAUUCGAGCUCGACGGAACCGUGCGACUUCCGGUUUCCGUGUAUAAAGCGUUGCUGAGGGCCGCGUCUCAAAAUAUGAGAAUCGAUCGUGAGACGAACGAGUACCAGCUUUCGGAUGUCCCGCAGGUGUAUCUCGCUGGUAGAACACCUGUUCGCAAGAGGCUGGCGGAUCCGUUGGCUUCUUCGGAUUAAUUCGAUCGCCUAAACCCGUGCGCGGACAAUAGCGAACCUCGUCGCGCCGAGCUGCGUGAACACGGAAGAACCUUGCUUUAAUUACUCGUUCCCUCAUCUUCAUUUAUUUAUUGACAAGCUGCGUUGAGCAGAUGCGUAGAGUUUCGUGGACCAAUUCAGAUGAACCGGAGUCCAGCGGACACUUCUAUCGGGUAGCAAACAAAGAAGGACUUUGUUGACCAUUCGACCGGGUGAUUGUUCAAUUAUACCUAUGAAAACGUAACAGCAAUUCACGUAAAUACAAUUCUAUAAUAUAUGCAUAAUUUAUGAAGUGAGAAAAUUAUUCGUCGAAGCAAGAAAAGAAUUAGAAGCUUCCGUUGUCCCCGGUAGAAAUGGUUAAAUUUUACUGAUCUCUCCACCGCACCGGCUCCAAACAGUUGUGUACAAACGUAUAGAGCUCGUAGUCCAAGCGACACAAAAUAGACCGUUCGAUUUAGAGACGCGUCACAUGUACCUUCGUUGAGACCCAAUAAAAUGUGACGCUACUAUCGGUGUUAAUCGUAAA